AUGUCAGAAAAAGAGGAUAUUCAUGUCGAGGAAACAGCCAAGAAUAUGACAACGGGUGGUAACGCCGCUUUCCAUAACUACAUUAAUGAUUUUGCACAUAUUGAAGACCCAUUGGAAAGGCGUAGAUUGGCAUUACAAAAAAUCGAUGAAGCUUCCUUUGGUUGGUACCAUAUUCGUGCCAUCAUGGUAGCGGGUGUAGGAUUUCUAACAGAUUCCUAUGAUAUUUUUGCGAUUAACUUGGGUGUUAGCAUGAUGACUUAUGUGUAUUGGAAGGAUGGUAACAUUCCAUCGUCUAGUGAAACUCUUUUGAAGGUUUCGACAUCUGUCGGUACGGUUAUUGGUCAAUUCGGGUUUGGUAUAUUAGCUGAUGUUUUGGGACGUAAGAAGAUUUACGGUGUUGAGUUAAUUAUCAUGAUAGCUGCAUGUAUUAUGCAGUGUGUUAUCGGGGCUUCACCAGCGGUGAACUUUACUGCAAUUAUGACUUUUUUCCGUAUCAUCAUGGGUAUUGGUAUUGGUGGUGAUUAUCCAUUGUCUUCCAUUAUUACUUCGGAAUUUUCUACUACUAAGUGGAGAGGUGCGAUUAUGAGUGCUGUCUUUGCUAAUCAAGCAUUCGGCCAAGUGGCUGCAGGUAUAGUUGCAUUGAUUCUUGUAGAAGGUUACAAGGAUGAUUUGAAAGCCGCUAAAAGUGGUAGUACCUGUGGUCCAAGUUGUAAACGAGCAUGUGAUCAAAUGUGGAGAAUUUUGAUCGGUAUGGGAUGUGUUCCAGGUUGUAUCGCUCUUUACUUCCGUUUAACUAUCCCUGAAUCUCCUCGUUAUACCCUUGAUGUGGAAUUUGAUGCUGCUAGAGGUGUUGCAGAUGCCUCGAAAUUUGUGUCUGGUACUCAAGGUGAAGCUGCUCAAAAUGAUAUUGAACGUUUGCAGAGAAACCCUACUGCUGUUGUAGCUGCCGCUCAAGAGCACCCUUACGAAGGAAUUUCAGAUUCUUCCGAAGCACCUGUCAGAGUUGAUGUUCCCGUUGAGAACGCUCUACCAAAGGCAUCCUUUAAGGAUUUCUGCCACCAUUUUGGUCAAUGGAAAUAUGGUAAAAUUCUGUUCGGUACUGCCUUUUCUUGGUUCUGUUUGGAUGUUGCAGUUUACGGGUUGAAUUUAAACACAGCUGUCAUUUUAAAUGCUAUUGGUUAUUCUGGUAAGGGAUCUAUUUAUCAAAAGCUUCACGAUACUGCUGUUGGUAACUUGAUCUUAAUCUGCGGUGGUUCUUUACCUGGUUACUGGUUUACCGUUUUCACCGUUGAUAUUAUCGGUAGAAAGCCAAUUCAAUUAUUUGGAUUUUUCAUUUUAACUGUCAUUUUCUGUAUCAUUGGGUUUGAUUAUCAUAAUUUGAGUGGUAAAGAAUUAUUGGGUCUUUACAUCAUUUGCGAAUUCUUCCAAAACUUUGGUCCUAACACUACUACCUUUUUGAUUCCAGGUGAAAUUUUCCCAACGAGAUACAGAUCUACAGCCCAUGGUCUCUCUGCUGCUGCUGGUAAGGUUGGUGCCAUCAUUGCUCAAACUGCUCUAGGUACUUUGAUUAACCAUAAUUGUGCAAAGGAUAACAAACCAACGAACUGCUGGUUGAACCAUGUUAUGGAAAUUUUUGCUCUUUUCAUGUUACUUGGUCUCUUAGUGUCACUUUUGAUUCCAGAAACCAAGAGAAUGACUCUAGAAGAAGUCUCAGAGAAAUAUCAUGAUGAAAUUGAUCCUUCUAAGUACAGGAAUGUCCCUUCACAAAGCAGUACGAAUAGUGAUACUGCCUCUUCUACAAUGGAGCAAGUGUAA
Messenger RNA from Zygosaccharomyces rouxii, 1815 nucleotides. It is a transcript of the gene PHO84, whose product is annotated as phosphate transporter PHO84. Gene Ontology annotation, cellular component: membrane. Gene Ontology annotation, molecular function: phosphate transmembrane transporter activity. The transcript has a single exon. The coding region runs from base 1 to 1815 and encodes 604 amino acids. Lineage: Eukaryota; Fungi; Ascomycota; Saccharomycetes; Saccharomycetales; Saccharomycetaceae. Gene Ontology annotation, biological process: transmembrane transport; phosphate ion transport. The record is from RefSeq and is a predicted model, not a curated record.